UUAGAGGUGAUGUUUUGUGUUUAGGAACAGGAAUUAUGAAUCGCCUAUUGUUAGUAUUGGCGGUAAUUGCUCUUGGGUGCUCCGGCACAGAGGGCGCGCGGCUACGUGGACUUAGAGUAAAAUUCAACAUCGGCCUCCGCCCCGGCACAGACUUUUUCUUCGACGUGCCCCGCACAACUCUUAAUGCUAUCUUCAACGGCUGGAGUGUAACCCAAGGAACAGCUAACAUUCCUAACUCCAACCUCACCUUGUACUGUGCUACAGACCGUAUUCUGUGCGCUUUCUACGACACCACAGACAGAAUCGCUGGUCUUCAAAUUGCUCACGACCAAAGCGAGUUCUCAAAUAACCCUUACGAUUGGGCCACACAAGGUCACUCAUUAUGGACUCCCCCUGUCAGCUUCGGACAAAGGCGCAGAACUUACUGGGUCACCCAGAUUUUCUUCAUUUCCCCGGAAACCGCCGCAAUGGGCGUACCAAUAACUCCCACGAACAACGAAGAAAGUGUUCUGAGAGAGGACGCUCUCUGGGUGACUGGCCUUAACAAAGAGAUUUACAAAAUCUCCGGUGACGAGGAAGACAUCAAAAAUACCAUUUUCACCAAACAAGCCUGCAUCCCAUGGAUGGGUGAACACUACUACUACAACAUGACCGAAACCACUCCCUGUACCGCGGAAGGAAUCUUCCCAUGGUUCCCUCUUGUCGACUCUGGCAAAUUGGAAGGUGUUGGGUACUUAGUUGUUGGCAAAUUGGAUCUUAUUAGCGGCAGACGUGAUUGGUUCGAGCGACCCGGAGAAGGCGCUGUCAAGGCAAUCGUACCCAGGGGACCUCAGUGCCUCUAUGACUUGGCUAGGACCGUCGGAAUUGUUACCAUGCACAUUUACUUCACUGACCAACCUUGGUACAUUGGUUGCCCCCUUUGGUAAAAGGUUAAAUUAUAAGUUAUAAUUAAAUUAUUAAAAUGA
Pieris brassicae (large cabbage white) is the source of this 965-nucleotide messenger RNA. RefSeq lists its product as uncharacterized. The record is from RefSeq and is a predicted model, not a curated record. The transcript is spliced from 7 exons. Bases 36 to 926 code for a protein of 296 amino acids. Lineage: Eukaryota; Metazoa; Arthropoda; Insecta; Lepidoptera; Pieridae.